Messenger RNA from Pisolithus orientalis, 1199 nucleotides. RefSeq names its product ADK-domain-containing protein. Gene Ontology annotation, cellular component: cytoplasm. Gene Ontology annotation, molecular function: ATP binding; AMP kinase activity. Lineage: Eukaryota; Fungi; Basidiomycota; Agaricomycetes; Boletales; Pisolithaceae. Gene Ontology annotation, biological process: nucleobase-containing compound metabolic process. The transcript is spliced from 6 exons. The record is from RefSeq and is a predicted model, not a curated record. Bases 138 to 953 code for a protein of 271 amino acids.
AUGGCGCUAAGCGCUUAUCUUUCAACUAAUUUGUCAAACAUCGCAUGAUUACUCGCUAACACAUUUAUGUAGGUGGGCAGUUGCGGAUUUAAGACACCACCAGCUCUCUAGUCAGGUCCUCCUCCUAACGACCACUUAUGCCCAUCCUCCUUUCUGCUCUCCCAUGCAUAGGACUUGUUAAUUCGACGUCCCAGAGAGCUCUACGAUCCAUAGCCCACACCGCUUCAGCGGCCAAGGCACUGCCGUUCUCUCUCCACAGGACGAGCCUAGGAAGCGAUCAUGAAGCCAAGGUGCUGCGCAUGGUUAUGUUUGGGAAGCCUGGCUCAGGCAAGGGGACUCUAUCGUCGAGACUCGUGAAAAAGUACGAUGUAAUGUCUCUGUCCACCGGCGACCUUCUCCGUCAACAUAUAGCCGAGAGGACAGCUGUAGGGCGGCAAGCAGAAAGCAUUGUUGCACAAGGCGGUUUGGUCCCUGAUGAGAUUAUGCUCCAGGUGGUCACCAUCAAGCUCGACGGACUGCGUAACAGGGUUGUGCGUGGCUUCAGUGAGACAGAAGUUGACGUGCAGUUUGACCAGAGCCAUUACAGGGCACAAAAUACCCCAUUGAGCUUGGUGAUAAACCUUGACGUCGCUGACGAGGUUAUUCUGAGCAGGAUAUCAGAUAGAUGGGUGCACCUACCAUCUGGGCGUGUAUACAAUAUGUCGUAUAAUCGUCCGAAAGUUGAUGGAUUCGAUGACGAGACGGGCGAACCUCUCACAAAGAGGCCGGACGAUAAUCCCGAAAUUUUCGCGCGUCGUCUGAAGCAAUUCCAUGAGUCGACAUCCCCUUUGACUGGCAAGACCUCCGAUGAGAUUUGGCCGAAGCUCGAGGCAGUUCGUGCCGCAGCCCGGAGGCAACACAGUCUCGGUGACACAUUUAUGACGGGGGAGGAAGCUUGGUCAACAAAGGUGUGAACGACUGGUAGAGGGUGAACCUCCGGAUUGGUGGCUAUGUCCUUCAAUAACUUUGUGUUCUGACUAUUGUUAGCCACCAUUGUUUGAUUUGAUGCCCGGACCUGUACUUGUACAACAUACGUUCCAUCAAGCUAAUAUAUAAAGUACAACAAUGAGCGUCAACGGACUUGCCCAAGCGAGCAAACCUUGAGCUUGAGGCACAGCCUGUUAUGUGGUAUGGAGCAUUUGGUCUCAGGAUCUUAUAAG